GGCUACUAUGCGUUAUACUAAAGUUUGUGUUUUCGCCUUAAGGUGCCAAUAAAAAGAAUGAGAAUGCCGGCGCGGCCGGCAGAACGGGUGGGAACCAGCAAUGAGAAGGAGUUAGUAAGAGUUCAUGAAUGAGAAGAUUCCUAACCUAACACAAUGUCGAAAUCAAUGAAUAUCACGGGGUUUACUAUAAACGGUCUUGUUUAUCAGUUCUUGCUGAGUAUAGACACAUCAUUAGCCAACGUAUUUCAAACGAAGACGAAAGCGCCUUUUUUGCCAAAGGGAUCUCCAUCCUUACUUCAAGUAUUUAAGUUUUUCCAAGAAAACUCUCCCAAUAGUAUUACACGUGUAACAUCGGGAAACAAAAGCAGUUCAGAUUCGGAGAGUGAAGAUGAGGUACCGAAGAAGACCAUGCAAGUUAAUGGUAAAGAAUGGCUGAAAACGGUGCCACUUAAGCAAGUAGCACAGCUUCCGGACUCACCAGAAUCUCCAUCACCAAGUGAAGACAGCAGCGAGGAUGAAGCUGCCACAAAACAGGCGACUCCUAUUGCUAGUAAAUCACAACCGCAGAAACAGAAUAAGCAGACGCCAGCUGUUACGAAACCAGCAUCCUUGAGUGAAGAUGAAGACAGCAGUGAAGACGAGAUGCCCGCGAAAAACUCCGCUGUUACUAAACGUAGUACAGUUGGCAAAUCUGUUCCUAAAAAGGACUCUUCUAGCAAAGAUUCUAGCAAAGAAAAGCCUGCUAAAAAAGUAACUCCAACAGUUAGUGCCAAGCAGAAAGAUGCUUCCUCAAGCGAAGACAGCAGUGAGGAUGAAGCUACUGCAAAACAAUCAACUCCCGUUGCAAGUAAAGCACAACCGCAGAAACAACAGAAAAAACAGACACCAGCUGUUACGAAACCAGAAUCCUCGAGUGAAGAUGAAGACAGCAGCGAGGACGAGGCUCCCGUGAAAAAAUCCGAUGUUACUAAAGGUAGUACAGUUAGCAAAUCCGUUCCUAAGAAGAAAUCUUCUAGUGAAGAUUCUAGCGAAGAAGAACAACCAGCUAAAAAAGUAGCUCCAGCAGUUACUGCUAAGCAGGAAGAUGAUUCCUCGAGCGAAGACAGCAGCGAGGAUGAAAGUGCUGCAAAGCAAUCAACUCUCGUUGCUACUAAAGCACAACAGCAGAAUAAACAGACCUCAGCUGUUAUGAAACCGGAAUCCUCGAGUGAUGAAGACAGCAGCGAGGACGAGGCUCCCGUGAAAAAAUCCGAUGUUACUAAAGGUAGCACAGUUAGCAAAUCCGUUCCUAAGAAGAAAUCUUCUAGUGAAGAUUCUAGCGAAGAGAGCAGCGAAGAACAGCCAGCUAAAAAAGUAACUCCAACAGUUGCUGCUAAGAAGAACGAUGCUUCCUCGAGCGAAGACAGCAGCAGCGAGGACGAGCCUCCCGCGAAAAAAUCAAAUUUAACUAAAGAUAGCACAGUUAUCAAGGAGGAAUCGUCGAGCGAGGAUUCAGACGAAGGACCUACGUCAAAACCAAUCGUGAAACAGGCGGAUAACAAAGCGCCAAAGCAACAGGAAUCUUCCAGCGAAGAUUCAGACGAUUCGGAAGACGAAACAUCAGCUGCAAACUCAGCCACCCAAGGAUUGAAAAGAAAACGUCAAAGUGAGGACGAAAGCGAGACCCCUGCCAAAAUUACGAAGAAUAAUUAUGGCAACUUUGUGAAAGCUAAUAAUAGCUUCAAUGAAAACAAACAAGAUAAAAACGAAGAUGAAAAUAGUUUUACGAAUAGAAGAGAUUCGGGACGAGGUGGAUUCAGGGGUGGAUUUAGAGGCGGACGGGGCGGUAGAGGAGGUUUCCGAGGAGGACGCGAUGAGGGUGGUUUCCGUGGAGGACGCGAUGAGGGUGGUUUCCGAGGAGGACGCGAUGGGGGUGGUUUCCGAGGAGGACGCGAUGGGGGUGGUUUCCGAGGAGGACGCGGCGGUUUUAGAGGCGGACGUGGCGGUGGUGAUAGGGAUGGUCGUUGGAGCAAUGACAGAAAUGGUGAUGGCGAUAGAGGUGGUCGUGGAGGACGUGGCGGUUUUAGAGGCGGUCGUGGCGGCGGCAGGGGCGGUUUUGAUGGUAGGAAAUCCUGGGGUGGAAACGAUAAUAACGAUGGAUUUAGAAGAUCAUGGGGUGAAAAUAGCGAUAGAGGAGGUCGGGGUAGUUUUGGAGGUGGUUUCGAUAACAAAAAGUCUAUCGAUUUCUCAGCGCCUGCUCAGAACAAAAAGAUCGUCUUCGAUGAUCCGUUUUUACCAAAGGGAUCUGCAUCCUUGUUACAAGUAUUUAAGUUUUUCCAAGAUAACUCUCCUAAUAGUAUUAAUAGUGUAAUAUCGCGAGGCUACAGAAGCAGUUCAGAUUCUUCAGAGAGCGAAGAGGAGGUACCGAAGACUAAGAAGACCACCCAAGUCAAUGGUAAACAGUUGUUGAAAACGGUGCCACUUAAACAAGUAAUGCUCCCGGACUCACCGGACUCUCCAAGUGAAGACAGCAGCGAAGAUGAGGCUCCCAUGAAAAAAUCCAAUGUUACUAAACGUAGUACAGUUGGCAAAUCCGUUCUUAAGAAGAAAUCUAGCGAAGAAGACAGCAGCGAAGAUGAGAGUAAUGAAGAAGAACAGCUGGCUAGAAAAGUAACUGUAGCAGUUAUUGCUAAGCAGAAAUAUACUUCCUCAAGCGAGGACAGUAGCGAGGACGAAGCUGUCACAAAACAAUCAGCUCCUGUUGCUAGUAAAGCACAACCACAGAAACAACAAAAAAAACAGACACCAGCUGUUACGAAACCGGAAUCCUCGAGUGAUGAAGACAGCAGCGAGAACGAGACUCCUGUGAAAAAAUCCAGUGUUAUGAAACAUAGUACAGUUGGCAAAUCUGUUCUUAAGAAGGAGUCUUCUAGUGACGAUUCUAGCGAAGAGAGCAGCGAAGAAGAACAACCAGCUAAAAAAGUAACUCCGGCAGCUGUUGCUAAGCAGAACUAUACUUCCUCAAGUGAAGACAGCAGUGAGGAUGAAGCUACUGCAAAGCAAUCAACUCCCGUUGCAAGUAAAGUACAACCGCAGAAACAGAAUAAACAGACAGCUGUUACGAAAUCGGAAUCUUCGAGUGAGGAUGAAGACAGCAGUGAAGACGAGGCUCCCGUGAAAAAAUCCGCUGUUACUAAAGGUAGUACAGUUGGCAUAUCCGUUCUUAAGAAGAAAUCUUCUAGUGAAGAUUCUAGUGAAGAGAGCAGCGAAGAGGAACAGCCAGCUAAAAAAGUAACUCCAACAGUUGCUGCUAAGAAGAAAGAUACUUCCUCGAGCGAAAACAGCAGCAGCGAGGACGAGUCUCCCGUGAAACAAUCUAAUUUUACUAAAGCUAGCACAGUUGGCAAAUCCGUUAUCAGGAAGGAAUCGAGCGAGGAAUCAAGCGAUGAUUCGGACGAUGAACCUGCGGCAAAACCAGUCGUGAAACAGGCGAAUAGCAAAGCGCCAAAGCAACAGGAUUCUUCCAGCGAAGAUUCAGACGAUUCGGAAGACGAAGCUCCAGCUGCGAAAUCUGCCGUUCAAACACUGAAAAGAAAACAUUCAAGUGAGAACGAAACGACACCUGCCAAAAUUGCGAGGAAUACUUACGGCAACUCCGCGCAAGCUAAUAGUAGCUUCAAUGAUAACCAACAGGACAAAAACGAAGAUGAAAAUAGUUUUACGAAUAGAAAAGAUUCGGGACGAGGUGGAUUCAGGGGUGGAUUUAGAGGCGGACGGGGCGGUAGAGGUGGUUUCCGUGAAGGACGCGAUGAGGGUAGUUUCCGAGGAGGACGCGAUGGGGGUGGUCGCGGCGGUUUUAGAGGCGGACGUGGCGGUGGCGGUGGUGAUAGGGGUGGUCGUUGGAGCAGUGAUGGUAACAGAGAUGGCGAUAGAGGUGGUCGCGGAGGACGCGGUGGUUUUAGAGGCAGUCGUGGCGGCGGCAGGGGCGGUUUUGAUGGUAGAAAAUCCUGGGGUGGAAAAGAUAAUAACGAUGGAUUUAGAAGAUCAUGGGGUGAAAAUAGCGAUAGGGGUCGGGGAGGUCGGGGAGGUCGGGGAGGUCGGAGUAGUUUUGGAGGCGGUUUCGAUAACAAAAAGUCUAUUGAUCUCACAGCGCCUGCUCAGAAUAAAAAGAUCGUCUUCGAUGAUUAAUGUUAAACAGACAAUUGUAUGAAUAGAGAGGUGCACGCGGAUCAUGGGGAGAACGGGCCAACGCAGUGUUAAAGCACACGAGGGGCAAACAAUUCCGACAUGAGAAGCAAAA
This is a messenger RNA of Ooceraea biroi (clonal raider ant), 4279 nucleotides long. RefSeq names its product nucleolar and coiled-body phosphoprotein 1 (gene Nopp140). NCBI's taxonomy places the organism in Eukaryota, Metazoa, Arthropoda, Insecta, Hymenoptera, Formicidae. Gene Ontology annotation, cellular component: nucleolus; nucleoplasm. The record is from RefSeq and is a predicted model, not a curated record.